This is a messenger RNA of Mauremys mutica (yellowpond turtle), 1908 nucleotides long. RefSeq names its product butyrophilin subfamily 3 member A1-like. Gene Ontology annotation, molecular function: protein binding. The record is from RefSeq and is a predicted model, not a curated record. Bases 1 to 1908 code for a protein of 635 amino acids. The transcript has 13 exons. NCBI's taxonomy places the organism in Eukaryota, Metazoa, Chordata, Testudines, Geoemydidae.
AUGGCGACACGGUGGCAGCUCUGUGUGUGCAGCCUGGGAAUCCUCCUCCUGGCGCCGUGUUCUCUCUCUGAGAAGUUCUCCCUGGCUGGCUCCCCACACCCCGUGGUGGGGGUAGUUGGCCAGGAUGUGGUGUUACCCUGCCAGCUCUCACCUCCAGCCCGGCUGCCCAGCAUGGAUGUGCAGUGGAGAAAAAUUGGAUCAGGAUUUGUCCAGGUUCAUGAGUACUCGGAUGAGGGUCCCCAGGACGUGCCAGGCGAGAGUUACCAGAACCGGACGGAGCUGUUCCUGCGGGAGUUCAGCAGCGGGAAUGUCUCCCUGAAGCUGAAAGGGCUCCAAGUGACAGAUGACGGGAAAUACCAGUGCUUUGUGAGGAACCCAGAAUGGAGUCGCGAAGCCACCACUGACCUACGGGUCAGAGCAGUGGCCCCAGUGUUCAUUGAUGUGCUGGGCUUCUGGGGUCAGGGGAUUGGUCUGGCCUGUAGAUCUGCAGGCUGGUUCCCCAAACCCGAACUCCAGUGGGUUGGAAAGAACCUGGCGAUGGAGAUUGUUACCAAUGUGACUCAGGACAGGGAGAACCUGUAUAGUGUUGUGAGUCACGUCACUGUCACAGAAGGGGAAGACAAUGGAGACAUCAGCUGCAUAGUGCGGAAUGGCCUGCUGGAGACUGAGCAACGAUCUGCCAUUCACCUCUCAGGUGACAUAUUCCCCCAUGUGUCUCCCUGGCUGGCUGCAUUCUGGGUGAUUUUCACUCUGGUUCUCAUUGCUGCUGGAGCUUGUGCAUAUCUUGGAUACUCAGCAAAGCAAAGGGCCUCUCUGAAGAAACGCUCUGAAGAGGAGCGUCUAUUAAACCUUGAGACUGAGAGGGUUGCUUUGGAAUCAGAAUGCCAGGAGCUGUGUGAGAGGCUCGGCAGGGCAGUCACAGAGCUAGAGUUCAGGAGGGCUCGGAGCUGCAUGGUUCCUGUCACCCUGGAUCCGAGUUGCAAACACCCUGAACUCACUGUGUCUUCAGAUGGCAGAACAGUCCAGCACAACCCCCCCUCCCCAGAGCCAGCUGCCCUUUAUGGGGCUCUGAUCGUUGUGGGGAGAGAGGGGUUUGUGUCCAGGAGGGAUUAUGGUGGGGAGGGCAGGAUUUGCAGGUGGUACUGGGAGAUAAUGGUGGGGGACAGCCUGGACUGGGAGCUGGGGGUGCUGAGUGAGUCUGUGAGGGGCAGAGUGAGACAGGAGAGGCUGGAGAGACCCCCUGAGUGGGGGUGCUGGGCUCUAGGGAGAUCUGGGGGGCAGUAUCACCCCAGGGAGGCCAACACUGUGAUCCAGAGCUGGGGUGUGACACCGACAGUGGUUGGGGUGUAUCUGGAUCUAGAAGGGGAGAGUCUCUCAUUCUAUAAUGUCAGUUCAAUGGCCCUUAUCCUGGAGAUUCCUGUGGAAGGUUCUGAGAGAUUGUUCCCCUUCCUCAGCCCUGGUCAUGCUGUGGGGAGGGACCUGAGAAAACCCCUCAGCAUCUGCCCCCCCAGCGACUGGGAUUUCCCCCAGAAAUUAGGGGAUGGGGAGGAGAUUUCAUCCCAGAUGGGUUUGGAGGACAAGUUCACCUAUGGCUAUAACCAUACGGUGUCCAGUGGCAGCUCUGGAAAUUAUGCCUGUGUCUAUGAGAUGAAGAACAGUGACAAACGGGUGACCAAAUCCCACCUCAGCCCUGCUAAGCACCUCAGCGUAACCUCCAGCGCGAGCAGCCGCGGAGGAGGUGAGGAGCCGACUCGCACAGGGCCGACCAUGUCCCUCAUCAUCUGGGCUGCCCGCUGUGCCCUGGUUCUGCUGCUCCUGGUGUCUGCGCCUGUCAUCACCUUCGUACUGGAGAAACGGGGCUUGCCUGAGCCUGCAGGACUGGAGGACACUCAUGUGGAAGCAUCAUGA